Leucoraja erinaceus (little skate) is the source of this 2383-nucleotide messenger RNA. RefSeq names its product SNW domain containing 1 (gene snw1). Gene Ontology annotation, biological process: mRNA splicing, via spliceosome. Gene Ontology annotation, cellular component: spliceosomal complex. The record is from RefSeq and is a predicted model, not a curated record. Lineage: Eukaryota; Metazoa; Chordata; Chondrichthyes; Rajiformes; Rajidae.
AGCAGACUGCGUGCGGCGUGACGUCAGCCGAGGGCCGUUGGUUGGCGCCAAAGAUCCGAUAGCAGACUGCGGGAUGGCCGCGCUUGCGGCGUGACGUCAGACGCAAAGUGGCAGCGACAGCAGCGACACUGAGAGAAAAUGGCGCUGACGAGUUUUCUUCCUGCGCCAACGCAGCUAUCGCAGGACCAGCUGGAAGCUGAAGAAAAGACCCGUGCUCAGCGGGCGAGGCAAACAGCAUUGGUGGCAUCACGCAGAGAGCCUCCGCCCUAUGGGCACCGAAAGGGAUGGGUUCCGCGCUCCUUGGAGGAUUUUGGCGAUGGAGGUGCAUUCCCAGAGGUCCACAUGGCCCAGUUUCCACUGGAAAUGGGCCGCAAGAAAAAAGCAUCCAAUGCCCUGGCGGUUCAGGUGGACUCGGAGGGAAAGAUCAAAUUUGAUGCUAUUGCUCGGCAAGGACAGUCGAAGGACAAGGUUGUAUACAGCAAGUUUACAGAUCUCAUUCCCAAAGAAGUUAUAAAUGAAGAUGAUCCAGAGCUGCAGAGGCCGGAUGAAGACAGUAUAAAGGAGUUGACUGAAAAGACGCGUUCAGCUCUGGAGAAACAAGUCUCACAGAAGGUUGCAGCAGCCAUGCCUGUUCGAGCAGCUGAGAAGCUAGCCCCUGCACAGUACAUCAGGUAUACUCCUUCUCAACAAGGUGUUGCUUUCAACUCGGGAGCUAAGCAGAGAGUUAUCAGGAUGGUGGAAAUGCAAAAGGACCCCAUGGAACCACCACGAUUCAAGAUUAAUAAGAAGAUUCCCCGAGGUCCCCCAUCACCUCCUGCACCUGUCAUGCAUUCGCCUAGCAGAAAGAUGACGGUAAAAGAACAGCAAGAGUGGAAAAUUCCUCCAUGCAUCUCAAAUUGGAAGAACGCCAAGGGUUACACCAUUCCAUUGGACAAGCGCCUGGCUGCCGAUGGGCGGGGACUUCAAACAGUUCACAUCAAUGAAAACUUUGCUAAACUUGCAGAGGCUCUUUAUAUUGCAGACAGAAAGGCCCGUGAAGCCGUCGAGAUGCGAGCACAAGUUGAAAGGAAAAUGGCUCAAAAAGAGAAAGAAAAGAAGGAAGAGAAACUUCGAGAAUUGGCUCAGAUUGCCAGGGAAAGAAGAGCUGGCAUCAAGACUCACAUAGAAAAAGAUGAAAAUGAAACAAGGGAACGGGAUGAAAUUAGACAUGAAAGACGGAAAGAUCGACAACAUGAUCGCAAUCUUGCCCGUGCAGCUCCAGAUAAGAGGUCCAAAGUGCAGAAGGACCAGGAACGAGAUAUCAGCGAGCUGAUUGCAUUGGGUGUACCAAACCAACUGAACUCAGUACGUGUAUCAACUGAACUGCAGUAUGACCAAAGACUCUUCAACCAGAACAAGGGCAUGGACAGUGGCUUUGCAGGAGGAGAGGAUGAACUUUACAAUGUUUAUGACCAGCCUUGGAGGGCUGGCAAAGACUUGGCACAAAAUGUAUACAGACCUACCAAGAACGCUGAUAAAGACACUUAUGACGAUGAAUUGGAAACAUUUAUGAAAAAUAACCGGUUUGUCCCCGACAGAGAAUUUUCUGGUACAGACCGUAAGCAGCGCCGUGACGGCCCUGUUCAGUUUGAGAGGGACGAAGAAGAUCCCUUUGGGCUGGAUAAGUUCUUGGAGGAAGCCAAGCAACACGGUGGCUCAAAGAGGCCUGAAAGUGGUCGUUCAAAAGAAUAUGAACAUGAAGGAAAGAAGCGAAGAAAGGAAUAGAUGGAACUUUUUCUAAUACCACGUUUUAACCAUUUAGAUCAAAUCAGUAUCUCUAGCAUUUGUUUCUGCAUGGACUUACUGUACAUUAUGGAUAGAACACAUCUUGGAAACAGAGUUUCCUUGUGUGAACUUCAUUUACAGUGACGUUCCCGUAAAGUAAAACAAUCUACUCAUUUUCUAAUUAAGCUAGCAUAAGUGCCCGAGAAAUGAAACAGGAGAUUUUAAACAUCACAACUGUUUAUUCACCAACUUUAAGUCAAACAUAUUGAGCUACAUCCUCCAUACUUGGUAUCAAUGAGCUGAUUCAGUGAUUCUGUUUGCUCUUUGUCCUUGGAAUAAUUUUCUGUUUCUCUGAACUUGAAGCUGUGAAGAGAAUAAAUUUUUAAUGAGUUAUUCAAUUUCUAGUUUUGCUUUAAUGUAAUACCAACAUUAUCCCCAUGGAACUGUGUUGCUGUAAAUUGUAACAAAACUGUCUGAAUGUAAGCCAGGUAGUUGGUUGCUGGCAGCACCUGGUGGUUAGAGGGUCUUUGCUGAACUUUGCCGCUGUAUUAUAGGUUUGGUGGUGUUACCACUUGGUAAUGCAUUUGUUCUUUUUUAAAAUAAAGCAAACUUUCUUGUG